This is a messenger RNA of Oryzias latipes (Japanese medaka), 1616 nucleotides long. RefSeq names its product vesicle transport through interaction with t-SNAREs 1B (gene vti1b). The record is from RefSeq and is a predicted model, not a curated record. Gene Ontology annotation, cellular component: Golgi apparatus; ER to Golgi transport vesicle membrane; endoplasmic reticulum membrane. Gene Ontology annotation, biological process: regulation of protein localization to plasma membrane; macroautophagy; Golgi to vacuole transport. NCBI's taxonomy places the organism in Eukaryota, Metazoa, Chordata, Actinopteri, Beloniformes, Adrianichthyidae. Gene Ontology annotation, molecular function: SNAP receptor activity; SNARE binding.
UAUUUCAUUCUUUUACGGAAUUUUAGUCCUUUUGGUCACGAGGACCAUCAUGCGGAAGAAUCCCGGGUUCUGAUGAUGAAGGAAGCAAAACAAACAGAUUAUCUUAACCUUUCCACCUACAAAAAAACCUUUUAAGACUCUUGAAUAUAUCUAUAUUCAGGAGGAGCAAUAAUAACUGUAUUCAGGAGGAACUAUCCGGGUUGAUCCCUGAGAAAUGUCGUCGGAGGAAUUCGAGAAGUUGCAGGAAAUCUACAGAUCUUUGUACGAGGAGCUGAAGUUAAUUCCUGACAGAGCCGCGAAAUGUCACGGAGUGGGUGUUUGAAAGGAUGGAUGGAUGGAAGGAGCCUCUGUAACCUGUGUGCUCUGGUCUGCAGAGGAGAGGAAGAGGCUGGUGAGGAGCUUCGAUGAGCGGCAGGGAGAGGCUGAGGAGGUGUUGCAGGGCAUGGAGGACGAGCUCCGUGCGGCGCCGGCGUCCUACAGAAACGCCAUGAGCACCAAGCUGCGUCUGUACCGCAGAGACAUCGGCAAACUGCAGAGGGACAUGAAAACCUUUGCUCCCGGCUUCGGCCCCGCCCCCCUGACGUCUCACGGCGACCGCCAGGGCCUCUAUUCACCCGAGAACCAGCAGAGUACACACCUGCAGUCGCAGAGGUCGCUGCUGCUUCAGGGGACGGACUACCUGAACAACGCCACGCAGAGCAUCGAGCGCAGCCAGCGCAUCGCCGUGGAGACGGAGCAGAUCGGUACAGACAUCAUCGAAGAGCUGGGGGGGCAGAGGGAGCAGCUGGACCGAACCAGAGACAGAUUGGUGAACACGGGAGAGAACCUGAGUCGAAGUAGGAAAGUUCUGCGGGCCAUGUCUCGGCGGCUCAUGACAAACAAGCUGCUCCUGGCUGUCAUCAUUCUAAUGGAGCUCGCCAUCCUGGGCGCCGUGAUCUACCUGAAGUUCUUCCGGAAGUGAGGGAGCGUCUGGAGAGGAGGAGCUUCUGCCCUGUAGCAAUAAUCCUGUUGGUGUGAGCGAGUCCGCUCUGAGACCAGGCCCUUCCUGAAGACGUCUGACUAGAGAAGCACCUCCUUUGACCUCACAGAAGCUCCUCAGAGGGACGUUUGCUCUUGCCAGGGGUUUUCUGAAGGUCACGGGGUCAAAGGUUUCGAGGUCAAGAAAUUUCUCUGUUUGGCUUUGAAGGCCUGAGAUGAAGCCAGAACGCUCACAGUAGUAGAAAUAACCCUGAGAAGUAUUUCUGACCUCUUACACAUGUGGCCAAAUUUUCUUUUGCUCUAAAUGUAAAACGAGGACCUAAUCUAUACGGUAUGCCAUUUCCUUUACCUACACAUAAAUAACACCACUUCCUGUUCAGUGCUUAGUUGGCUCCAUUAAAGCUAACCUGCUACUCAUCUGUUUGGUGUUAUAUCUAAAGAACGUUGCUGUGGAAAAACCAGAAUAUUCCUCCUCAAAAGAUGUGGAAAAAUCAACUGUUGCAGUUCCUCAAUUGACCACUAGAGGCUGUUCCCCAAAGGAAGAUAUUUCCAAUUUAGAUGGCCUAUAUCCUGCUUUUCUGAAGCUUUUCUGUGUAAACUACAUCCAUGUGACAAUAAAUGACCUUUGGCACACUAAA